Messenger RNA from Eurytemora carolleeae, 2917 nucleotides. RefSeq names its product F-box/LRR-repeat protein 13. The record is from RefSeq and is a predicted model, not a curated record. Gene Ontology annotation, molecular function: protein binding. The coding region runs from base 72 to 2006 and encodes 644 amino acids. Gene Ontology annotation, biological process: SCF-dependent proteasomal ubiquitin-dependent protein catabolic process. Gene Ontology annotation, cellular component: SCF ubiquitin ligase complex. NCBI's taxonomy places the organism in Eukaryota, Metazoa, Arthropoda, Copepoda, Calanoida, Temoridae. The transcript is spliced from 5 exons.
UUAUUUUUCAAUAGUCAUAUGUUACAGAAAGAUGAAAAAUUGCUGGAUAAAGUACGGUUAGAGGAUUAACAAUGGGGAAUGGACUAUGUGGAGGUGGCUCACCAGUGAAUAAUGAGUAUGAUGAUGUAGUUAUUAGAUGCACAACAGAUGCAGAAAGUUGGGAUAACUUGCCUACCAAAAUCCUUAGAAUAAUUUUACAGUAUCUUGAAGUUGAUGACCUAAAGCAUCUGCGGCUGGUCAGCUGGAAUUACAAGCAGAGAAUAGAUCAAGUCAAUGAAACAUUCACCCACUGGGUUUUAGGAGACUUGGAGUCAGAGAAAUUGAUUCAGUUCUGUGAUGAUGUUCAGAAGGUGCAAGGCUUGUCAGUAGAAAACCUGAUAGGUGACCCACAAAGCUGUAAUCUAUGUGUUCACUAUCUAGCAAAGUCUCACCGCGAACUGGUGACCCUGUUCAUGGAUUCUCUAUAUGGGAAUCCAGGAGGGAUGUCUGAUGAAGGUUUAAAUGAUGUUCUGUCUCUAGAAAAUCUGAAAUUUCUGAAGCUGUAUAAUACUUCCAUAACUGGAGAUAGGUUAGACUCAGGUCUAGGACGGUCUAGCAGUCUAGAGACCUUUUCCUUGAUAAACAGUCAUCAAUUGACGGACCAUGGACUCUCAAAAAUACUGGGGGUUAUUGGAGAAAAUCUGAAAGCUCUAAAUCUGAGAUCUACAGGGAUCACUGGAGAGUUUAAUUUCAUCACUAGCCUAACCAACCUUACAGAGCUUAAACUCUAUUAUUGUUGGAACUUGACAGAUAAAGGACUCAAUCAGAUUCUUAAAAUAUGCAACCAUGAUAAACUGUCUCAUCUUGAUAUAGGAUGUAGUAGUGUUACAGGAGAGGGACUGUCUGAACUUACUCAGAGUUUUAACAAGGUGAAACGUAUAAAUUUUGAAUAUGGAUCAAAUCUAACUGAUAAAGGGUUGUGUCAAAUAUUCCGUGUGUUUGGUGGAUCUUUAAAGAGCUUAGAUCUGAACAAUUCAGCCAUAAUUGGAGAAGGGUUAUCAGAGUUCACUGAAACAUUGUCAAACUUACAGGAUUUAUAUUGUUAUGAUUGCUCUGAUUUGACGGAUAAGGGGCUUUGUGAGAUAUUCAGAAUAUGCGGAGACUCACUUGUAUCAUUUAAAGCAUUCCUAUGUCCUGGAAUAUCUGGUGAAGGAUUAGAUGGUUUUCAGGGUGUUUUACCCAGGCUGGUAAAACUAGACUUGUCUCACACAAAUCUAAAUGAUGACGGUCUAGUACAGAUUAUAAGGAUAUGUGGACCCAAUUUGCUAGCUCUUGAUAUUGGUGAUACCAAAGUUACUGGAGAGGGACUUCAUGGUUUUGAAAUAUUAGACACUGUUAUUGAACAUCUUAACCUAAACUCUAUUCCAACAUUGACCGAGGGUGGAUUAGCAGAGAUAUUCAGAGUUUGUGGAUUAAACAUUAAAUUAUUAAAUCUAAGCAACAUAAACCUGACAUCCUGCUCAUUUGACGGAAAACUAAAUAAUUUGAGAAAAUUAGAUCUAAGCGGAGAGGAUAUACAGGAUUCUCUUCUUCAAGACAUUCUGAAGAUGUGUGGAACAUAUUUGAACCGGUUAAACUUAAGAGAAUCUCAGGUUACUGGAGAAGGAUUGGUCGACUACACCUAUGUUCUCUCCCAGCUAGAGGAGUUAGACCUUUCUCACUGCUCCUCUUUAACAGAACACGGUAUUAAGGAGAUCCUUCAAAUCUCUGGCGCCUCUCUCAAAUAUUUAGAUCUUUCCAAACACUCAUCAACGUUUGAAUUUCUAUCUGAGCUAGAUCAACCAUUGGGAAACCUGACUGAGUUGAAUCUUUCCAACUGCAAGCAAUUGACUGACGUAGGUCUCCAAGAGAUUCUUAGAAUCAGUGGUGGAAGCUUACGGAGGCUCGACAUCGAAAGAACAUCCGUAUCUGAUGAGUUCAGAUCAGUUUUAGAAGGAAACUUUACAAAUAUUCAAAUUAUGGAUUAAAUUGACGGAUUUAAUCACAUCUUCAAAAAUUUUGAGUCGGUGCCACAAACUCAAACUUUCUAAUUCCUACAUCUUUCCAAUCUGAUGUUGUAUAUGCUUGAUAUUUAAACUUCAGAUUAAAUCGGAUCAAACAGAAUUCAUAGCAUAUCAGGCCUACGACACUGGAUUGCAAAGAUAUAAAUAUUAGACUUUGUGGCAAAGACUCAAUUUCUUUACAUACGUUUAACAUCUUUUCAAAGAGUAAUUAUUUAUGGACGAUGGUUUUAAGAUUUUUUUAUCAUUUACCAAGCAUAUGAUGUGAUCAGAAUCAACCUUACCUAGAAGAACAAGAUCUCUACUAUCACAGCUCAGGUCAGGAUACAGCUUCAACCUCAACAGCUACUUAUCUAGAAUGCGCGAGGAUGUCAUAGACGAGUGUCUGGAUUGCCAGAUCCAUUCACACACCACAAAACAUUUAUUCAACUGACCUGAAAACUCUACUCCCUUCACAGUAAGAGACCUUCGGAACAAUCCCACUGAUGUCGCAAAAUUUUUGAGUUGGAACGUUGAAGAUUAAAAUGAAUAUGGAUGAGAGCCGGCCCGGGCUACAACAACAACAACAUGUGAUUUUUAUGGUUUAGAUAUUUAUUGAAAUGAUUUUCUGCUUGUGAAAUAAUUUUGGAUAUUUUAAACAUCUUUUUCAAUUCAGAUAAAUUUUAUAAAUUCUGGGGGAAAAUUAUGAUUUUGUUUUUAAAUCGCUUGUUCUUUACCACAAAUGUAUUAAACUCGUUUGUGUGAUAAUCUAUACAAUUAUAUUUUGAGGCCAAUUAAAAAAGAUCAAAAAUAGAAUAUUAUCAUUCUUUUAAAAGCUUUAGAUGUGACUUUAUGCACUAAAAAGUUUGUUUACAGUAUACUCCGUAUAAAAAAUAUAU